AUGUCCUUGAAAGAUCUCGAGUCGUGGCAUAAUGUCGUCGGAACUAAAUCGAUAGACUGUACAGACCUAACCUGUCUAUUUCCCGGUGCCUCCCUUAAGUACACAGGUAUCAGCGACUUCUAUGCCGACCUCGAUGGCACCGCCUACGUGGCUUGGCUGAUACCGGUUAUUAAGUCUGAUGCUGAUACUUCUCCUACGUCUCUUAUGGAUUGA
Molecule: messenger RNA, 213 nt
Organism: Fusarium odoratissimum NRRL 54006
Lineage: Eukaryota; Fungi; Ascomycota; Sordariomycetes; Hypocreales; Nectriaceae
Exons: 1
Coding region: 1-213 (70 amino acids)
Source: RefSeq, a predicted model, not a curated record